This is a messenger RNA of Aegilops tauschii subsp. strangulata, 1246 nucleotides long. RefSeq names its product bidirectional sugar transporter SWEET13. NCBI's taxonomy places the organism in Eukaryota, Viridiplantae, Streptophyta, Magnoliopsida, Poales, Poaceae. Gene Ontology annotation, molecular function: sugar transmembrane transporter activity. Gene Ontology annotation, cellular component: membrane. The record is from RefSeq and is a predicted model, not a curated record. Gene Ontology annotation, biological process: carbohydrate transport.
AGCACCCCAUUACCAACCUUACAAUUCAGGCUAAGAGUUUCAACCAACUUAGAGAGCUCUCCUCUCCAGACCUCUCCCUUCGCUCCACCAGGAGUCUAGGGUUAGAGAGAGAGAGAGAGAGCGAGACGAGCAAAAACAAUCUCUCGCCCCACUGUUAUACGAAGUUCGCAUCCAUCUCACUGUUAUACAUCUUUGUAUCACAAUGGGUGGCCUAUCCAUGGAGCACCCUUGGGCAUUCGCCUUCGGCCUACUAGGCAACGUCAUCUCUUUCUCGAGCCUCCUGGCCCCCAUACCAACAUUCUACCGGAUCUUCAAGAGCAAAUCCACGGAGGGGUUCCAGUCGGUGCCAUACGUCGUGGCCCUGUUCAGCGCGAUGUUGUGGAUCUUCUACGCGCUGGUCAAGACCGGUGAGGGCCUCCUCAUCAGCAUCAAUGCUGCCGGCUGCGUCAUCGAGACCGUCUACAUCGUCAUGUACCUCGUCUAUGCCGACAGGAAGGCCAAGAUUUUCACAGCCAAGAUCGUCGUCCUCCUCAACAUCGCCGGCUUCGGGCUCAUCUUCCUCCUCACCCUCUUCGCCUUCCAUGGCGAGACACGCGUCGUCUCGCUCGGCUGGAUCUGCGUCGGCUUCUCCGUCUGCGUCUUCGUUGCCCCACUCAGCAUCAUCGGACGAGUCAUCAAGACCAAGAGUGUGGAGUACAUGCCCUUCACGCUCUCCCUCACGCUCACCCUCAGCGCAAUCGUCUGGUUCCUCUACGGCCUGCUCAUCAAGGACAAAUACGUCGCGCUCCCAAACAUCCUUGGCUUCACCUUCGGGGUGAUCCAGAUGGUCCUCUACGUGUUCUACAUGAACAAGACGCCGGUGGCAAGCCAGGUCAAGGAGGGGAAAGAGGCAUGGAAGGCGCCCGCAGAGGACCACGUCGUCGUGAUCAACGUCGGCAAGGCCGACAAGAGCUCGUGCGCCGAGGUGCGCCCGGUCACCGAGAUGGCCGGCGCCGUCGACGUCCCCAGGAGAUGCGCUGCUGAGGCGGCGGCGGCGCCCGGGGUGGACUUUGCCCGUUCCGUCAACGUGGUCUAGAUUCACGCACGCAUGCAGGCAUGCAUGGCUCAUGCAUAAGCCGUGCAACCAUUAAUAUUCGUACAACUUUAUUUUCUUUUCCAAGAAAAAAUAAUAUUCGCACCACGGUCUGCAGGUGCCUGUACCUAUUGUAUGUAUGUAAAACAAACUACGUAUGAUGAUUCGGUAUGA